UAUUCUCGGUACACCACGAAGGAAAACCAAAACAACUCAUAUUAUAGCCAACCAUGGAGAAGUAUAGCGACGAAUCUUCUGCUCGCAAAGUAGCAGCUGCGUGGAUAACCCUCGUUGCGCUGUUAGGCUAUGCUUGCGCCGGCGCUGAAGCGCAGUGCGGCAGUGAAGCGCCUGUCGAUACCGUGACUUGUCAUCGCUACGAGAACUGCGUGGAGAGAGUUAUCACUUCGCUGCAGAAUGCAACGCCCGACAAAACGGGCUUCAGUUACACCAGGAUAUACCCGCGUGGCACCUACGACGGCGUUAAAGGUUCCGCCAGUUGUGUGGCGGGGACCGACAUCCCACACUGCCAACAGUGUCUUGUUGGGGCCAAGGCGGCGCUGGACGACUGCAAAUCUUACGCCGCUGCUGGCUCUUUCAUCGGCGACGUCUGUACCAUGUCAUAUGCCCAGUUCCUCCCUCGCCACUGACAGUUUAGUACUGCUAUAUAUGUAUUCCUGAUGCAAAACGGUCUUAACAAUGCCAGCUCUAUGGAACUGAUCAAUGACAAGCUACCUAGGCGGCUUGGUAACAAUAAUAGCAUUGUGUUUAU
Linum trigynum is the source of this 592-nucleotide messenger RNA. The record is from the annotation of a GenBank genome assembly. NCBI's taxonomy places the organism in Eukaryota, Viridiplantae, Streptophyta, Magnoliopsida, Malpighiales, Linaceae.